GGCUGCGGCCGAGCCGAGCCGUCCGACGGCGGUGUAUGCAGAAUACUUUUGUUGAAACAACUAACUAGACAUCUGCACGAAGGAAUAUAUUUGCAGGGAGGGUGAAGAGGAACCUCCCUUAGGAUACACUACAGUCUGGUGACCAGGGGACUCCUGCAACGUGGGACAUACAAGCUUGGAUCUUAUUAGACGAAGGAGGCAUUGAACGGUGAGCAAUAAUGAAUCAAACGGACAAAAAUCAACAGGAAGUCCCAUCAUACCUUCAUGAUGAACCACCAGAAGGUUCAUUAAAAGACCACCCGCAGCAGCAGCCUGGAAUGCUUUCUCGUGUGACUGGUGGCCUCUUCAGUGUCACGAAGGGAGCUGUUGGUGCCACAAUCGGGGGUGUUGCUUGGAUUGGAGGGAAGAGCUUGGAAAUUACCAAAACAGCUGUCACAUCUGUGCCUUCAAUGGGAGUGGGGCUAGUCAAAGGAAGUGUUUCUGCUGUGGCUGGAGGUGUUACAGCUGUAGGAUCUGCUGUUGCAAGUAAAGUGCCUUUAACAGGAAAGAAAAAGGAUAAGUCUGACUAAAACCAAAACUGAGACGUACUUGAUUCUCCAGAAUAUUACAUCAGUGGCAUUAAAAUCUGCUAAGAUUUGGACCAUGAGAAGCCAUGUGUCUUAGACACUUUAUCUUCUAAAGAGCUGUGCAAGUAACUCUAUUUCAUCUGAAAAAGACAGAAGAAGCUUGGCUAGCACAGAAUAUGAAGAUUUAUUAGAGCCUAGAUUGAAGCUUUGUAUCUGGUGAAAUGUUACACUUGAUAACUAUAGAAGUGAGUAAGUGUAUCUGAAGGGAUAAUACAUAUCUGAAUAUUCAUUUACUGUAAGUCUUUUGCAGUUUUGGACUAAAAUGUGAACAUAGAAACUUGGUAAUCUCUGCCGUACCAUCAAUAUCACGAGAUGCCAUUUACUGUUCUCAGUGGUUUCCACGUCCUCCUGCUAAGGAUCCUUCAGCCGUGUAAUGGCACUGUUGGACGUACCCAAAUAGUUUCGGUUAUGAAACUGUAUUUGCAGGCAGCCUGUAAACUCUCAGUGACUGCAUUCUGCCAGUGCGGACUGGAGCAAACAGAACUGGAGGUGUGCAGAAAUUGGAAAUGAGAGUGGGAGAUAGGAGUGAGAAAGUUUGACAACAUGGUAGAAGGGAUCAUAAAGAGUAAACUAACUUAAUGCCUUAUUAGAAAAAAUAUCUUUUUACUAGGUGAAGCUGUGUAAAGAACCGUCCUAUCAUUUCAGUGCAGUUCACAGAAUGAGCUGUAGACUCUCUUUACGAAUCCCGAUAUCUGAAACCCUGUCAAUUUUUACUGAAAGCAAGAUUGCUCCAUCUCAGGUGUAUUUAACGAUACGCAUCUAUCUCCUGCAAGUGAAAACUUGCUUCUAAUAAACUUCUUAUAGACACUAGAAAAAAUGAUGGCUUAAUGGAAACUGGGCUGAUGUUUGUGGUCAUCUAGCACAACUGUCUGACUUGAAAGAAAUUCCUUUGUGUAGUUGGAAACCACUGAAGAACUAGGAAAGCUGUUGUCUCAACUCCAUGAUGCGCCAGGUUAGCUUGCUCUGUUGAAGCAAAUACAAGGAAUUUUUCACUACAUCUUUCUCUCAUACUUUGCAUUUUGAUUUUUGAGUAAAAUGCAAUACUUCUAUUUAAAACAAACCAAAAAGGGUAGAUGAGGCCUUAAAAAAAAAAAAAUCAUCAUCCAAGUAAAUUGUAUACUGACAGAUUCCAAACGUUGACACACCUCAAAUGGGAACAUCUGUAGGUUCUCUGCAGCAUGUGAGAGGCAAAAUGCACUUGUAACGACACAGCUUGAGGUUGCCUUAAAAUAGAAGCUGUUGGUGAUCUCUUUUUUCUUGUGUGUGCGUGUACUGAUUCUGCAAAUAAGUAACCUCUUUGGAAGCCUGUAGAAGGUGGCUGUGAAUGUUGUGUAUGCAGUAUUUUCUAAAAACUUGUGUUCCUCCAGAGAACUUCUAAGCAAGUAAGCUUACUUUUUCAGUGGCUAUGGUUGUACAGGAAGGAUAUAUAGGGAGACGACUUAGAAAUUAAAAAAAAUCAAAACAUAUCACUUGUCUAAAACUUAGUCCUAUAUUCAUGGGUGCUGCAAGUAUGCUAUGUGUAAAUUAUGGUACAGUAGUCACCUAGUCUCUCUGAGCCAUUGGUACUUCAACUGCACUCUGGAACAACUUUAUUUGAUAUCAGUAAUUGUAUAUGUUGGUAGUACGGUAUUCAUAAGUGUGGGGAUUUGGGGCGGUGGGGAAAGCAAAAACCCAACAAAUGGUAUUAUCUGCUCCUUUUGUUAGAUGCACCAGCUGCUUAGCUCCAAUCUGCUGCAAGGUUGUGAUGAGGUAAGUUUAUGCAACAAAUGGAAGACUUUAACUGUUCUUUAUAGUCAAAAGCUAAUCGCAUAGAAUAUAGCAUAGUUUAAGGAUACCAGUUAGCUCUAGAAAUGAGCUAGCUUGGAUAUCUGCAGCAAAUAAUUUAGUAUGGUCUGCUCCCCUGCAGUUUCCAAUGUAGAUGUAUCCCCAGUGUGCUACCACUGAACUUCUAAGAGUCAUCUGUUUGGAGCAUAGUGGUAUUUGUGGCAGUCAACCAAACCCUUCCUAAUCGUUUUCUGAAAACAUAUGUUGAACUGGUCAUACCCCUUUUUUUAAUGACAUUCUCUAACUUUUAUACUAUGAAACUUGCCGCAAAACAAGCGUGAUCCGAGAUAAGCAAUGUUAGACCUGUAAGAGCUGCCAACACUUCAUUAUGUUUUGUUCUUAACAUAUCCUGUAGUUAUUACUUCUGCAUCUUGUAACUGAAACACUUUAACAUGGCAUAUGGUUUUAGUUUUCGAAAAGAGCUUUGUCUUAUAUCCUGCGUAUUUUCCGUUCACUUAUGAAACUUGCUUCGUCUUAAAAACUUGUUCUGAUUCUGUCCUGACACUUGUGAAACAUUAAAUUGUUGCUGUUUCAGACAUUUAAAA
This is a messenger RNA of Aptenodytes forsteri (emperor penguin), 2995 nucleotides long. It is a transcript of the gene TMEM263, whose product is annotated as transmembrane protein 263. NCBI's taxonomy places the organism in Eukaryota, Metazoa, Chordata, Aves, Sphenisciformes, Spheniscidae. The record is from RefSeq and is a predicted model, not a curated record. The transcript is spliced from 5 exons. Bases 219 to 569 code for a protein of 116 amino acids.